Molecule: messenger RNA, 3054 nt
Organism: Dicrocoelium dendriticum
Lineage: Eukaryota; Metazoa; Platyhelminthes; Trematoda; Plagiorchiida; Dicrocoeliidae
Source: the annotation of a GenBank genome assembly
CAACCAUCGAUAACAGGUGCCGUUUACAUUACCGUAUGUGAGCGGUGCACCAUACACGGACACACUUGCAGGCAUUUCGCUGCCCACAAAGUCACGGUGGUGAGCUUCGCCAAUCAGAUUGCCCCAACACACUUGACCUGACACCACAGGGCAGGUGGGCACUCGAUGGAUAUAAAUACGAAAGAUGAACAAGGUGGAUCACCAAGCAUGCUUCAAAAGCCGAUGGAUCAUAUAUAUUUAGGUGUGAAUACAGUGUCCGUACUCAUUGUGUUGCUAUUGUUCAACCCGCAAUCAUGUUUUGGAUUCAAUAGGUUGUUUGCGUUUGAAGAACCUUUUGGAUCAGACAGCGAUGGACAAGUGGCUUCAUUGACACUUCCAACAGUUCAAGAUAGGUUGGAAUUCCAACCGACUCUUCCGGUGCCGGUGCAUGGGAAACAGUUCGACAGACUUACGGUUUUUAAAAAUGGUUUCAUUGCACUUGAUGAUGAAUCCGCUCGGCGUUGCGCGAUAAACUAUCCUGAGAAUUCGCUCAACGAUGGGAGACGUCUGAAGAAUGUUGGCGAAAACUACCUCAGCGUAUUCAGCUCGGUCAAUGAUGGUCCCUCAGGCAGAGUCGUCAUCAGGGAAGUUAAUCUCAAUGUCACUGAAGCCAUGGGUUGCGCAAACCGAAUACAAAUUGAACGACUCCAGAAGCUCAUUCGCCUACAUUACUCAAAAAUGGAAGGCUACGCAAUUCGAUCGAUAAUCUGGAUCACAUGGGAAAAUAUGACUAACGCUCAGUACCAAAACUCUAAGUCAAAUUCUUACAGCGUUGUGAUUCUCCAUAAUGGCGAAAAAGCGUACGCCGUCCUCCAGUACUGGAAUAUUGAAUGGCCGGACAUGAACGAUUAUGUCUCUGAUGCUGCUCCUCCAGAAGCUGGAAUAUUUAUACAGCCUUCAAAUGGCUAUCAGCUACCUAGGAGUGGACAUUCGGUUAAUACGUCCCUUUGGAUGAGUGAAUCUAACGUUGUACUUCCCGGCGAAUGGCUUGUGCCUCUUUAUGAUGCUCCUGUGGAAUCUGACGAUAGGUUGGAGUGGAUGCCGAGGAUUGCAAGGGAGUUUUUGACAUCUCUCAGCGAUACAUGUCACCGGGACUUUGGAUCCAAUCUGUGGGAUUUAACAGCCAACAGCGUGGUUAAAACCGGAACUCGGUUGGAAGUGCUAAAUGAUUCCCCGAAUAGUCGCGAGACAGCAAUAUCUUCCACGUCUAGCAGUUGGGAUCAUGAUUUCUAUACGGAUGAGUUGGAGGAAGAAUAUGACCCUACGGAACAAGACAUCAUAAAUGGUACCGAAAACUUUUGGGAUAGCUAUCAUGAAGAAGCGCGUCACGGGGGAUCUGUUGAACACGAACACAUGGUGUCGACGGAGUCAGAGACAGAUGAAACGGAAUAUUCUAUAGUAGAACCUACGAUAGUUCCGGAAUAUGUUAUCCACUUGGAAACAGCUGGUGCAAAGUCAUUUGUGUUGUCCACAGAUGAAGCAUCUAUCGAACCAAAAUCUUACGUUCUAUCAACGGAAGGAUACAAUAUUGGCAACUACGUGAGUGGCUCUGAAACAGAACAGCAUAGAUAUCCGACGCAAGGCCCAAGUCAACUUGAAACUUGUGAUCCAUUCAGAGAGUGCACGGCUGCUAACACUGACUGUUACCAGUCUUCUGAAGGGGCUUGUUGCGUUUGCAGAGAAGGAUUCUACGGUUCUGGUGACACACAAUGUUGGGAUGCAGAAAGCGAUUACAAUUUUGCCUUUCGAGGAAACCUGACCAUAAGUCUGGCACAGUAUUCGGUUAGUCGCACUCUGCCCGUUUAUCUCGACGUUCAAACCGGUCGGUCAAAAAGAAGUUCAAGUGGAAUACGAAAUGGAAUUGCAGACGACACAAGCUACCAAGUGGUACGACUUCUUACCCCGAUGUUUCACGUACUCAACGGCAUCUUUGCUACGCCUUGUCAAAACCAAACUUCUUCAGAGUAUUCUCGCCCUUACAACUUGUUUAGUUUGGGCGGAUCGUUUCGAGGAACUUUUCGCUUGCAGUUCUACUUUGCAGUGGAACAUGUUGGGAAAUUUAAUGUCAAGGUUGAGCUCAAGUUGGAGCCUGAAACAACUCAGUCAUACGCAAGGGGCUCUAUUGAUGUUCAGGUAUCUGCCACAGAGCCCAACAAACAACUUGUACGGGCCUAUCGUGAAGCCGGCAAUGUGGGUGACCGUAAUUUCUAUGCUUCAUAUCACGUGGACAACUAUGGUCGAAUUGUUUUUCCCGAAAAUUCUGUGCAUCUAGUACCGGAGUCGCGUGCAACAACUGGUGAAGAGCAAGUAUUGGACGAUUUAACUGUACGAUGGUCGGCGGUAGCUGAAUCUGUGGUUUUAGCAGGAGCAGCCUCCAACUGUUUACUGCGUCGUGAUAGUGUCGUUCCACGCGAUCAUCCGUUUUACCUGCGAUUAUUGGACCGCGGGUACUGUAGUGAGGAUUGUGCGUCAACCGACGGUACUUGCAAUCUCUUUUGUGUCGAUGUACCGCUACUGUCUUCAACGGAACCUGAUGUUUGUUCCUGCAUUACUUGCCCAAGUGAAGGUGAGAUCUGUGUUCCCGAAGGCGGUGUUUAUUCAUGUCAGUGCAAGCCUGGUUUGAAGAGAAUGGACGAUCACACUUGUAGAGAUGUUUCAAACCCUAAACGACAAUGUGGUUCAGUCGACUGUCACAAGAACGCCCGGUGUCUCGAUUCAACGCAGGGCUUUUGUCAGUGCAUUCCUGGAUUUAGAGGAGAUGGCCUCACGCGUUGUGAGGAAGACCCUUGUGCUCGAUGUCAACGCAACGAAAUCUGCAUAAACGAUGUCUGCAAACCCUCUGGUGUGAACUUGUGCGAAGGAAUCCAGUGUGGAAAAGAGGCUGUAUGCAGAGACGGAGCAUGCGUCUGCAAUCCGGGCUAUACUGGAGACCCCCUGGUAGAGUGCAUUGAAGAACGCGGUGAGUUCGGCUGUACUUCUCUGGUGACAACACCACGUUGGUUCUCCUGCUUCUAG